This is a messenger RNA of Cercopithifilaria johnstoni, 921 nucleotides long. Lineage: Eukaryota; Metazoa; Nematoda; Chromadorea; Rhabditida; Onchocercidae. The record is from the annotation of a GenBank genome assembly.
AUGAAUAUUCUGAAGAAUCAUCCGAAAGUGCACAUCGGCAAUUACGGCUCGUUCGAGCAUAAAAUCAAGCAUUUUAUGGACGGUGGGCCAGAUAAUUUCGUGGUGGUUGCAGAUUUUGAUUAUACUCUCACAGCAAGCAAAACUAAGACUGGUGAUCAAGUCGAUAUCACUUAUGAUGUAUUUGCUAAGGCAGCAGUAAAUAAAUCACCAACUUAUGACCAUCUGUUCAAGAUAUUGGAUGAGAAAUAUUCUCCUAUUGAAACUAAUUUGUCUCUGAGUGAUAAAGAGAAAUCAUCAGCUAUGUUGGAGUGGUGGAAUAAAGCUAACGAUCUUAUCAUUAGUGCAGGAUUCAGACAGAACGAAAUAUUUGAUCUUGUAAAACAGUCUACGAUGCGGCUCAGAUCUAAUGGUGCUUUAUAUUUCGACGAGUUAGAACGGCUGAAGAUUCCUUUAAUAAUCUUCUCCGCAGGUAUCUCUAAUGUUAUCGAAGCGUCACUGCUGUUUGAAUUAGGAAGAAUUCCGAGAAAUGUCCACAUUAUAUCAAAUACAAUGUACUUCAAUGAAGUGGGUGUUGGUUAUAAAUUCUCGGAACCAGUUAUACAUUCAUUCUCAAAAAAUGGAAGUUUGCUUGAGAAGUACUUGGAGACAAUACAAGAUUUAAAGCUGAAGAAUCGAAUUAUCCUUCUCGGCGACUCUUUAGGAGAUUUACGUAUGUUGGAUGACUGUUCGUUGUCAGAUGAAAGUGAUAACACUAUACUAAAAAUCGGUUUUUUGAACAAAAAUGUUGAUAUGUUAUUGGAUUGCUAUGUCAAAAGUUUUGAUAUGGUUAUAGUGAACGAUCAAACAAUGGACAUCUUGAGACAUUUGAAUUGCAUUUUAUUCACGAAUCACUGCCAUAUAAAUAAAAUCACUACCAUAUAA